UAGAAACGCCGCUGGGUUUUUAGUUUGUGAAGUCGUAAUGGCCAAACCUUCAUUGCCUUCAAUCAAACUCAAUUACACCGCCAUCAAGCAAGAUCCACUUGAUUCCCCGCCGCCGUCCCUACCUCCCCGGUUACCGAUUCCGCCGCCGUUAGCGGUGGUCAAAACCGAACCAGAACAGCAACAACCACAGCAAGAACAACUACAACUACAACUGCAAGAACAAGAACAAGAAGAACGACAACCCCAUUUAUUAAAAUCCAUUGACGACCUCACCUCCUUCUCCACUGCAAUCCAAGCUUUCAAAUAUAGAUUCGACGAAUUAACCAAACACCUCGAUUUCGUUAACCAAGCCAUUGGCUCCAAAUUCAAUGAACAAAGCACUCAAAUUGAACCCCAACCUUCUCCCAAAUCAACGCAAAAAGUACCCAAAACAGUUUCUCCUUCGGUAUCCUCGCGUUAUGGAAUUGGAAACCUUUGCGAAAGGAUGCGUAGCAAAAGAGUACGUAAAUAUAUUAUUACCCAUUUAUCAGAUAUCCCAAAGCUUCGAGAAGAAGUCCCUGCGGCCCUAAAGCUUGCACCAGGACCAGCCCAAUUGGUUUUAGAUUGCAUUGGGAGGUUCUUUCUAUUAGGCAAAAAGGCUCAAAUCAAGGUUCCUUAUAUACCUUUGGCAAGGCAAGCCUCUGUUUUGGUUUUGGAAUUUUUCCUUUUGAUGAUGAGAGGUGAAGGUGGGUUUCUAAUUGCUGCAAAUGUUAACGUAGAAGCACGGAAAAGAGCUGUUGAAUGGCGAAAGAGGUUGAUUGGAGAGGGUGGUUUGGAUAAAGCCAAUGAAACUGAUGCAAAGGGUUUGUUGCUUUUUGUUGCUUGUUUUGGGAUUCCUGAAGUGUUCAGUAAUGAGGAUUUGGGGGUUUUGUUUAAGUUGGCUAAUCUCAGUGGCAUCUCGGAUGCAGUAAAGUGCUCUACUUUUCUUCCUGGGAAAAUUCCAGAUAUCAUAGAGAGUAUGGUGAAGAAUGGGAUGCCUUUCGAAGCUGUUGAGGUUGCUUCGAUCUUUGGGCUUGAGGAUAAAUUCUCCUCUAAGACAAUGUUGACUUCAUUCUUGCAAGAGUCUACAAAAGCAUUCGAGAGGGCAAAACGAGAAGCGAAUAAGUCCCACGUGGCGCUGAAAAAGGCUAAUGAAAAGCAAUUAGAUGCUCUAAAAUCGAUAGUCCAUUAUUCGGAAAAUCGUAGUAUUGAUGCAACCGAGCUUCUUGGUUCAUGGCAAAUUAAAGAGAAGAUAGUGACGUUGGAAGAAGGAAUUGUUGAGCUAAAAAAAAGGAUUGAGGAGAAAAAAAUGAAGAAAAGAAAACGGAACGAAAAGGGGUCAUCAAGUACAGUUAAGAGCCAAGAAGUGAAGCGAUCACGGUUGGCAACCGAAGGGUCCCCUUUGCCAAAAUCUGAAGCAAAUCAGUUGUGUGAGCAACCGACCACUAUUCUUUCCGAAGGCGAUGCUUUGGUCCCUAUUUCUAGUAAUGCCAACAAUUCUCCUGUUACCUCAGCUGCCCCACAUGGAUCAACCUGUUGUUUUCCUGAAAAUGAGAUAGCCCAGAUGGGAAAGGCUAAUGAAAAGCAAUUAGAUGCUCUUGAAUCGAUAGUCCAGUAUCCGGAAAAUCGUAGUAAUGAUGUAACGGAGCUUCUUGGUUCAAUUCAAUUUGAAAAGAAGAUAGUCAAGUUGGAAGAAAGAGUUGCAGAGCUACAUAAAAGGCUUGAGGAUAAAAAAAUAAAGCCAAACAGAAAACUGGAUGAAAUGGGAGCAGUUAAGAGCAAAGAAAUGAAGCAAACACGAUUUGCAACCAAAGGGUCCCCUUUGCCAAAAUCUCAUGUAAAUCAGUCACAUGAGCAACCGUCUGCUAUUCUUGCCGAAGGCAUGAAGUUAUAUGAUGGUUUGGUCCCUAAUUCUUGUCAUGCCGACGACUAUCCUGUUGCCUCUGCUGCACCACAUGGAUCAACCAAUUCUUUUCCAAAAACUGAGAUGGACCAGAUAGGAGGAACCACCAAUGUACGAAGCGGCGGUAUCAGUGGCAAUGGUCUGCCAUAUAGAUGGCAACAAGGCUAUGUUGCACAAUCUACAUCCAAGUGGUUUGCUGAUUUAUUUGGGUCAUCACCAUCUAUAGAAGGCUUUGUUGGUCUGCCAGAUAGAACUAUUAGGACAUUGGCAGAUCUAUAUCGGUUUGCCGAUUCUUUAGGGUAAAAAACAAGUCUUAUAUCAGUAGAUCUCACAGGACCGGUACGUUGUCGAUUGUCACCCUUGCUAUAUGAUUGCCUAGUUGUGCAGUUCAGUUUUACUUUCAUAGAUGGUUUCUAUAGGUAUGAUCUCAAUGAAGGCAUUUUCUCUCUGUUUGAUA
Molecule: messenger RNA, 2378 nt
Organism: Gossypium raimondii (Peruvian cotton)
Lineage: Eukaryota; Viridiplantae; Streptophyta; Magnoliopsida; Malvales; Malvaceae
Product: protein FRIGIDA
Exons: 3
Coding region: 38-2224 (728 amino acids)
Source: RefSeq, a predicted model, not a curated record